AUGAACACAAUUUCCCCUCCCCCCGAGUUCAAGCGCAUAUCCGGCACGAAACGCCUUUUCGGCGUCGUCCUCGGCCUCGCGGGCGCAGCAGGCGCAAACGCGCUCCUCGGCUACUCAGUCUUCAGCUUCUACUCGCGCAACACCACGUUCGUGCCGUACGACACCUCGUCGCCCGAUUUCCUCACGACGACCUUCACGAAACACAAUCCUCUCAAAAACGCGCCCGUGUGCAUCGACCACGCAAUCAAGACGCUGCCGCUGCAGAAGUUCAGGGAGAGGUAUGGCUUAAGGCAGGGGGAAAAGAUGCCGGUUGAGCGCUUGACGACGGACUUUUGCAGGGGAAUCUGGAGCGGUAUCGGCUUCCGGGUGCAGAGAAGGUACCUUGAGAGAAAGUAUCGCGCUCUUCCUGGGAGAGAAAAUCACCUAUGGGAUGUGAAGCAGCUUGAAGAGAGCGAAUAUCCUGUCGGAGAGAAGAUUGUGGACCAUUUCGAGGUUGUGGAGCAUAGUGCACACAAGGUCAUCGUACGCUGUGGAGACUCGCCGUUAAACCAGGACCACCGCGGCAGCGACGGACUCUUCUCGAUGGAGGUCAGCACCGACGAGAAGGCGGAUACUGCGACGUUCCACCUCAAGAGUGUGUUCGUCAACACAACGGAGGAGGGCCAGGGUCUGGAACCGCUGCCGUGGAAAUUCCAGCUUGCACACAGGUGGUACACGAAGCUGUGGAUGGAGGGCGCCACAAGGAAGAUGAUGAAGCAGUAA
Messenger RNA from Didymella exigua CBS 183.55, 762 nucleotides. RefSeq lists its product as uncharacterized. The transcript is spliced from 2 exons. Bases 1 to 762 code for a protein of 253 amino acids. NCBI's taxonomy places the organism in Eukaryota, Fungi, Ascomycota, Dothideomycetes, Pleosporales, Didymellaceae. The record is from RefSeq and is a predicted model, not a curated record.